This is a messenger RNA of Eriocheir sinensis (Chinese mitten crab), 8330 nucleotides long. Its product is annotated as aspartate dehydrogenase domain-containing protein-like. Gene Ontology annotation, molecular function: L-aspartate dehydrogenase [NAD(P)+] activity; NADP binding. NCBI's taxonomy places the organism in Eukaryota, Metazoa, Arthropoda, Malacostraca, Decapoda, Varunidae. The record is from RefSeq and is a predicted model, not a curated record. The transcript has 7 exons. Gene Ontology annotation, biological process: NAD+ biosynthetic process. The coding region runs from base 187 to 1014 and encodes 275 amino acids.
CACCCCUAAGGGCAUCCCUCCCAACCCAACACCCUCCCAUCCUAUGAAGUUUACAUUCCUCUGCUCACCGACACCACUGCUGCUCUCUCCUCUUGAUUGUUGCCACCCCCCCUCCCUCCAGCAGGCCGUCCUUUCAUCCUUGAUCAUAAUUAUCCCUCUUCAGUCGAGGCUUCACAAUUCAAGAAAAUGGCUCCAAAAAGAAUUGGUAUUGUUGGAUAUGGACAUUUAGGAAAGUACUUGACUCAAAAGAUUCAAGAGAGCCCUGACCUGGAGCUGGCCUUUGUUUGGAACCGCACUGCAUCCUUGGUAGAAGAUGACCUGGAGGACAAGUACAUUUGCCAUAACUUAGAAAACUGCAAAAAUUAUUCCCCUGAUUUAAUUGUUGAGGUGGCUCAUCCCAUCAUCUCCAAAGAGUUUGGACAAAUGUUCUUGGAGGUGGCAGAUUAUAUGAUUGGAUCACCUACAGCACUUGCUUCUCAAGAAGUUGAAAACUCACUGAGAGCUGCUGCCACAACACAUGGCUUGUAUGUACCAGCUGGAGCUUUUUGGGGAGCUGAGGACAUCAUGAAAAUGGCUGAUCAAGGAACAUUAAAGGCUCUCAAAGUCACUAUGAUCAAACAUCCGAGCUGCUUUAAAUUAUCUGGAGAAUUACAAAAUAAGAAUGCACAGGUGUCUGGAGAGGAAAAAGUCAUCCUGUAUGAAGGUUCAGUGCGAGGCCUGUGCCCUUUAGCUCCAAACAAUGUCAACACGAUGGCUGCUGCAGCAAUGGCAGCUCACAACCUUGGCUUUGACGGAGUGAAAGGCUGCCUCAUUGCUGACCCUUCGUCAAAAGAUUGGCACAUAGUAGAGGUCGAGGUGACUGGUCCCGAGAUAGCAGGAAGAAGAUUCAAUGUUAUAACCACACGCAAAAAUCCAGCUGAUCCCGGAGCAGUAACAGGCACAGCAACCUAUGCUUCUUUUUUAUCCUCUGUGAAGCGAGCUGGUGGUCAAGGUUCAGGCGUUCAUUUGUGCUAGUAUUCUGUUUGGUGCUUUCAUGAAGAUAUUUUUUAUUGUAAUCAGGAGGAACAAUGCUAUUUAUAAUAUGUACUGUUAUAUUUGUUUCCUGAGCUCAUGGUUGUCAUCAAAGUGCAGUACAUACUUAAUUAAAGGAGAUUAAGACCAUACAUUCUAGGUGCCAAUAUGCAGACAUUCAUUGUUAUUGUUGAUAUAUGAAUGUAUGUUUCAUUAUAUUCUUCUGAUAUUUUCCAUGUGACUUCAUGCUUUAUGUGCAGUGAAACAGAUUGAGAUACACACUAUGUUCACCAGACUGUAAAAACAAGUUGACACCCAAACCGAGUUGGUCGCAGCAGCCAUGAAAUAAUACACCCUAUCCAUGCCCCUGCCAAUACAACUCCCCACCCUGCUGUUUAAGAUUCAAAGAUAUUGGGUGUUGCAAAAUAUCUUACAAAUUAUAUAACAUCAACUAAGGUCACCAUUAUCUGAAUGUAAUAAAAGUAUAAGUUACAAGGAUGCCAUUAAAGAUAUUAAAUAUACAACGUAUCUUUAAAUUUCUAUUAUUUCAAUUGCAGAAAUACAAUUCUUUUCUACUUAAUUUCUUGUUCAGUGCAUUCCUUUCUCAACAGGAAUGGUCAUGAAGAUAUAGAUACUUUUUUGAUAUGCAAGUGAGAAAAUGUCAUGUAUACUGUCAUGUAUUCAGCAUUGUACAAUUCCUCCAAAAUGUAUGGUAUAAUGUCACCAACAUUUAUGCAUAAUGAAAAUGCGUUGUUACAGCAAUAAUAUAUUAAGAGUUUAAUGAAAUGUACUUACAUUGUAAAGCUUUAUUUUAACUUUAGUUCAACAUUGGCAAAGGCUCCAAACUCUGAAGUUACUACUACACACCAAAAAUUGUAAUUCAGUGUAACAUUACGGUCAAUUGGUUCCUCUUAUUUUCAACAAUCCUCAUGUGUCUAAAACAUAAAAAAAUGAUCAUAUCUCUUCAUAUCAUACUGAACACAAAAAUGUUUAAUCAGUCGUAAGAAACUGGAAACAGUCAACCUCUGUUUUGUCUUAUUUUUGGGACUAAUUCUAUUCUAGGAAUAACUUACAUCCAUGUAUCAAUAUGUAUUAAUUCAUUCUCAUUUAGAAGAAAAUAUCUACUUUGAUGUAAGAACUAAAACAAUUUAUUUUAAUAAAUACAAAAUGAACGUAUAAGCCAGUUUUGUGACAAAGAAUACCCUAAGCCAUACACAAACUGCAUGAUACACUGAUAGAUCAGCUAGCCAGUCUUGUAUGUCUUCCCUGUGAUUGAUCUAUAGCCAUUAGCUGCAAAAGUGUGUGAUGAUAUUGCAUUUUUUAACCAAGGAGCAAUUUUCUCUAAAAUAUGAAGCUUUAUUUUUGACAAUGUUAGUGAAUAAUAUUUUAAUUUGUCCUUAUUGUAUGAGGGUAUUACUUGUGUUUUUUUCUUUCCUUUUUGGAGUCCUAACUCAACUGAUUAUCUUGUCAAAAAAACUAAGAUACACACACACCUGAUGAAGCAUCACUUGUUGAAAGAAAUAUGCACACUGAUUUUUUUGUAGCUCAUAAAAAAAAAAGCUGAGAUCAGAGGUGAUCUGUUUGCUGUUAUCUUGAAAUAAAUACUUUCCUUUAAAUCAGUUACAACAACUGUAAUUUAGGAUGUCAUUAUAACUAUACAGAUAUAUAUUAAUGAAAAAGAUCCUAGGACCAUAUCUUAAAAAAUGCAACAGAACUGAAAAAUAUAUUUUUAAAAUGAUUUAGAAACCUUUAAUUCUCUGCCUAGUUUGUUACUUUCUGCAAGUGAAAAGUCACAAGGAUGUGAGAGACAGCUAGUUUACUAUAGUAAAAGUAGGUUGACAUGAAUUCCAGUGGUCUGAAAUUCCUAAAAAUCCUAAUUUUUAAAGUCAGGAGAUAAUGAUAGAAAAUACAACUGUCCAAGUUCUGGUGUAAGGAAAAAUGAAAAUAAAUUAAUACAAAAAAUAUUAAUAAUUUGAAGUCUGAAUGGGAGGAACUGAUAAAUUGAAAAUAACAAAUAUGCACGUUUAAAAAUUGAUGAAAGGAUGUCAAUCCUUUAUAUUUUUGUGUCAAACCAGUCAGCUUUAUAAACAACAUAGAAAUGUGAUCUCUGUAAGUCUUCUUUUUUACAUAAAUCUCGCCUUGAGAUGCCAAGAAAAGAGCUAAUUGGUGCCUAAAUCCAGGACUGCCACCCAUUUUCCCCAUUUGAAACCCUUCUUUCACUACCUUUUUGCUUAAAUAAUAAGAAUGCUAAUGAAAUCAACAUUAAAAAUAAAGAAUUCACCUAAUGGAAUCAAUGGGGUGUUUGUUACAAUGGUUGCCCUAAGGCUUGUGCAUGGCAGCUUCCGGAGAUUACACCUUGCCCCAUCCUUAUUCUGGCCCCUCUGCCUGGCUCGCCCACUGCCAGCAAUGUAUCAUAAAACCCUUUAAUGCCAACCCUCAAAACUAGUGGUUAUAGUGACAAAACUAUCACAAAAGAGCACACACACCACUUUAAAUCAUAGAGCAAAAGUACUUAAGAGCUAGGGGGUGACUUGGCCAACAUCAAUUGUAAGAGACAAUAACACUGCAUUAAGCAUUGUCUGUGAUUCCUGACCCAUAAUAUGCAAUCACACCAUUGAGUGGUACCAAGAAACGUACAUUGUAUAAUGGCCAAACUGCAGGACUAGUCAUAGUAUGCAGAUUAUGUAGUGAAAUAUCAAAUUACCUCUCAAAACUGUGCUUACAUUUGUAUCAGAGGACACAGACGUCAUGUGAUCCAUUGUCAGUAAAAUAAGGCUUAGUGAACUACUGCAGCCAGGUCACCCAGAAGACACAGACGUCAUGUGAUGCAUUGUCAGUAAAACAAGGCUUAGUGAACUACUGCAGCCAGGUCACCCUGAAGACACAGACAUCACGUGAUGCAUUGUCAGUAAAACAAGGCUUGGUGAACUAGUACGGCCAGGUCACCUGUACCUCAGAAAUUCUCAUGCUCUGUAGUUCAGUGUUGUGAGUGAUGUUGUGUAAUACUUUCGCCUCUAUAAUCCAGCAGCCGUAAGGGUUGGCUCUGAUGGGUGUUUGAUGUGUUGAUGAAUGUGUGUAAGCCUGGCAUGAGAGGGCACAGUGGGGACACCAACAUACAAUAUAAAUAAUCAAGAUGCAAGUUUGACAACUAUGUCAUCAAGGUAGUGGCAAACAAACACUAUCCAAGAUUCACCUAAACACUUCCUUCAAGUAAAGAAAUCCUUUCACUGAGAAUCCAAACAUUAUUAUAGAAAUAGGGUAUCUAUUCUACCUAUCUGUUAUUGUUAACCGUUAUUAAAACAUCAGAAAAAAGUCUUACACAUUUUGGCUAAGUUAACAAACCACCCAUUAUGUUUGAUGUUACUAAAACUGUAUACGUAUAUGCAUUGAUGAUUUAUGGUGCCAUAUGAAAGUCAGAAAAAUCUGCUGAUCCAGAAGAGUGUCUGCUGCUAUUUGGAUUAACAGAUUUUUAUUGCAUGCAGGAAGUUGUAUGGUAAAGGAAAUACAUAAAGUCUAAUUCAGAUGUGUAAAAAACAAAAAUCACACAAAUGAUUCUCUUUAUUUCAAAUCGCUGUCAAACUGUACACUGUAACUGGCUUUACCUGGACAAAUUGCAACCUUGAAUUAAUGCCAGAGAUUGAUCUAUUAAGUGAAUUCAGUAUUGUUACUAAACGGGACAAUAUAUGAGGUGUUCAGUGAUCUUCCUGACUACGUUUACUAGCUGUUCUGGCAGCAAAAUGGUGUCCGCUGAUCUUCCUGGGCUGCAGCGUCACGCAUUUGAGAGCACUCGGGGCGGUCCGGGCGGCCCGAGUCGCUCUCUCAAAUGCACCCCAGCUCAAAUGUGUGCUCGUCAGGUCGGGACUGGAAACCCACCUCACCGCCGCCUCUCAUGUUGACAACACUCGCCCGCCAACCACCACUGCCUACGCACUCACACUCACCACAACCAACCACAGAGUGAGUGUUAUAUUAUUACAGUCCAUAUUUUAAAUUUGUGAUUUAUGCGUAUGUUAAACCAUAUAACAAUGCUUAGAAAUGCCUUAAAAAUCCAUUUUUUUUAUUCGAUCGAGAUGGAAGAAUGAAGCCCUAUUUUCCCUAUUUGAUCAUACUCCCGUUGAUCGCGGAUUCGUGGAUCAUGGGAAUCUAGCGGAACCAAAUACCCGUGAACGGCGGGGGGCUUCUGUAUUUCAGAUGAACAAAAGUGAAGGUCACGGUAAAACAGGGGAUAGAAAAGAAAAUGGAAGCAUCCGAACGCGGGACACUCGUCCUUUUAUGAAACCCACCAAAAUUUCUGCCUGUGGGUCACUUGUCCUUUAGGGGUUAAUUCUGACGGCAGCACUGCCGUCACAUCUGUUUCUAAAGCUGAACUCUUCGGUCAAACUUUCUGUAAAAACUCCAAUCUGGACGAUUCUGGGCAUACUAUUCCUCCUACUCAUUCCCCCUCUGACUCCACUAUGCCUGUUAUUAAGAUUCUUAAGAAGGAUGUUAUCUAUGCCCUCUCUGGCCUCAAUUACAGAGGGCUAAUGGGCCUGAUGGAGUGCCUCCUAUUGUCCUUAAAAACUGUGCUUCCGUGCUGACACCCUGCCUGGUCAAACUCUUUCGUCUCUGCCUGUCAACAUCUACCUUUCCUUCCUGCUGGAAUUACGCCUACAUACAGCCUGUGCCUAAGAAGGGUGACCGUUCCAAUCCCUCAAACUACCGCCCUAUAGCUUUACUUUCUUAUCUCUUUAUAGCUUUUGAAUCAAUCCUUAACUGGACGAUUCCUUAGCAUCUAUCCACUUCUGACCUUCUAUUUGAUCACCAAUAUGGGUUCUGCAAGGGACGUUCUAUUGGUGAUCUUCUCACUUUCUUAACUGACUGGUCAUCCUCUCUUAGCCGAUUCGUUGAAAUCUUUUCUGUUGUCAUUGACAUAUCAAAAGCCUUUGAAUGGAGUCUGGCACAAAUCUUUGGUUCCUAAUCUUAUCUCUUAUGGUUUCUAUCCCUCUCUCUGUACCUUCAUCUCCAGUUUCCUUUCCAGCCAUUCUAUCUUUGCUGUGGUAGAUGGUCACUCUUCUUCCCCUAAACCUAUCAGCAGUGGUGUCCCGCAGGGCUCUGUCCUCUUUCCCACUCUCUUUCUGUUAUUCAUCAAAGAUCUGUCCACAACAAACUGUCCUAUCCACUCGUAUGCUGAUGACUCUACUCUGCAUUAUACAACUUCUUUCAACAGAAGAUCCUCCCAACAGGAAUUACAAGACUCUAGACUGGAGGCUGCAGAACGUUUAACCUUGGACCUUGCUAUCAUUUCUGAUUGGGGUAGCAGGAACCUGAUAUCCUUCAAUGCCUCAAGAACUCAACUUCUCCACCUAUCAACUCGACACAAUCUUUCAAACACCUAUCCCUUAGUCUUUGACAACAAUCAGCUGUCACCUUCUUCUACACUAAACAUCCUUGGUCUAUCCUUAACUCAAAAUCUUAACUGGAAACUUCACAUCUCUUACUAAAUCAGCUUCCUCGAGGUUGGGGGUUCUGUAUUGUUUACACCAGUUCUUUUCCCCCAAACAGGUGCUGUCAAUGUACAGGGACCUUGUCUGCCCUGGUAUGGAGUAUGCAUCUCAAGUGUGGGGGGCCUCCACACACACAGCCCUUUUGGACAGAGUGGAGUCAAAGGUUCUUUGUCUCAUCAACUCCCCUCCUCUCACUGACGGUCUCCUACCUCUUAAAUUCUGCAGCAAUGUUGCAUCUCUUAGACAUCUCAAAAGCCUUUGACAAAGUCUACCACAAAUCUUUGCUUUCUAAACUACCCUCCUACGGAUUCUCUCUCUCUCUCUGCUUUUAUCUUCAGUUUCCUUUCAGGCUGAUCUAUUUCUGCUGUGGUGGACAGUCAGUGCUCCUCCCCUAAACCUAUUAACAGUGGUGUUCCACAGGGCUCUAUUCUAUCUCUAAUGCUCUUUAUGUUGUUCAUUAAUGAUCUUUCCAUCACAAACUCUUCUAUCCACUCCUAUGCUGAUGACUCUGCUCUGCAUUACUCAGUUUCUUUUAAGAGAAGCCCCCCUACAGGACUCAAAGCUGCAUGUCACAGAACACUUGACUUCAGACCUCGCUAUUAUUUCUGAAUGGGGCAGAGGGAACAUUGCUUCCCUCAAUGCCUCAAAACUCAAAAACACCUGUCAACUCAACACAAUCUUCCAAACACCUAUCUCCUAUUCUUCGAUAACUCUCAGCUGUCACCUUCUUCUACAAUAAACAUUCCUGGCCUAUCCUUGAUUCUGAAUCUUAAAUGGAAACAGUCUUCUACCUCUCAAACUCCACUGCAAUGUUGCCUCUCUUUUUAUCUUUUACUACAAUUUUCAUGCUGAGUGCUCUUCUGAACCUAAUAACUGCAUGCCUUCACCCCUCCCAUGACUCCACUGCAUACGACUCUCUACUGAAGCUCAUCCCUAUGCUAUCCAAAUCCCUUAUGCAAGAGUUAACCAGCAUCUUCAUUCCUUUCACCUGUCACCCCACCUGCCUGCAACAGCAACAGCCUGGACCACUCAUGGAUGGCAGGAAGAGAAUGACACAGCAUGGCAUAAUAAACUUGGUAAAGUUGUCAAAGCUCCGUUUUUACAGCAACAUUUCUGGGUUAUGGGUGAGGGAUUAACAUCUUGUGGAUUCUUUGUAAACAGUAUGGAUAUAAAUAUCAAUUAUUUCAAAGCAACAUUGAAGUAGAGCAGAAUGCAACCAGAUUCAUAAGUGACAAAUGGGCCAAUGUGCUCUGCUUCCUUUUUGUCCAACAUUUAAUUCAUUACAAUUUAAAAGAAUAAUUAUUUAUCAUUAUAAGUAUUAGAAAGUACACAGUGAUACUUCAUUAUUUUAAAACAAAUUCAGGAUUUAAUCUAAAAAAAAGACGUAAGAAAAGGUUAUUAAUAGUUGGAAAACACUGAUUGCCUUCUGGCUCUAUAUUUGCUUUGAAAAACCUUGUCACUGAGCACCACAUUUAUAUAGGUAAGGUAAAGUUGGGGGCAUAAUGCUAUAGCUGUGUGUGGCCUUGGUGCUUAUCUCUGUUGCAUUGGCCCUUGAGCCUGUGGUGGGAAGAACCUAUUACCCUGGAAUACAGUGCCAUAGUGGCAUGCACAUUACCACAGCUUACCUUCCCCAGGUUUACCCAGGUACCCAUUUAUCAACCAGCCCAAUAAGAAGGAUGAACAGCUGGGUGAGCUGUACGAUGACUACCCGGGAUUUGAACCUGGGCCUGCUGAUUUGUAGUUAGACACACUAACCACUGCUCUACAGAGGCAUAUUUGCAUAGAUAAAAAAUAAUAAUAAUAAUAAUAAAAAAAUAAAAAAAAAAAAAAAAAUUU